This is a messenger RNA of Acanthaster planci (crown-of-thorns starfish), 3067 nucleotides long. Its product is annotated as synaptogenesis protein syg-2-like. The record is from RefSeq and is a predicted model, not a curated record. Gene Ontology annotation, cellular component: membrane. Lineage: Eukaryota; Metazoa; Echinodermata; Asteroidea; Valvatida; Acanthasteridae.
GGCAAGAGGUCAGGUGCACAGCCAGCACACCUGAGUCGGAGGAGCCAUUUCCAUCGGUGGUUGUUACUCUGAAUGUCAGAGUUCUUCCGAAACGUGUCGUCUUAUUUGAUUCUUUGGGUGGUCUCUCUUCCAAUGCCACUACAUACCUGGUCGCAGGAGUGGAUUAUUGGUUCACGUGCAUGGUACGUGACAUCAACCCACGAGCACUGUUCACCUGGACACUUGGUGAUCAGGAGCUUCCAUCCAGCAACGUCAGUGAUAUCACGGGCACCAAUGGUUUGCUCACCAGUACCAGUCUGGUUACGAUGUCACCUUUGUGGGCUAACCAUGAAGAGUGGUUGAGGUGCCGGGCCACAAACAGAGAAGAUCAUGCAGGCAGUGACAUAGCUGUAACGCUUGAUGUGAAAGUUCUGCCAACAGUUAUAUCUAUUUACAAGAACACCACAAACGCCACCUACACAAGCGAGAAAUCUCUUCUUAUCGAGGGAGUGGAAAGCACAUUUACUUGUGAAGUACCGAAUGUUAGACCUGCGGCAUCAAUCACUUGGACCCUGGGUAGCCUUACCAUUGAAUCAACUGGCAACAAGGACCUCUUGGGAAUAAAUGGACUAACUACCAGCACAAGUUAUGUCAAACUCUUGCCCUCGUGGGGGUAUCACGGAGAGGUUCUGAAAUGCUCAGCUUCCAACGUUGAUGGAUUUCGCGAGGUGAAUGCCAGCGUUACACUUGAUGUAAAUGUACCACCGCAGAAAUCGUCCAUAUCUCUGCUGGAUUCUGAAGGAUUCAAACUCAGGGAUUCAGUGGACGUCGAUGAGGGUAUCACAUACGCCUUUACGUGUGUGGUGCAGGUUACCAGGCCAGCUGCCACCAUUGAGUGGUUCCUGGAUGGAGUUCUGCAGGAUACAGUCAGUCCCACAGAUGGCCAAGUGGACGAAUUGGUCAACACCACUGGGAACUGGUCUCUGACACCAGCCAAAGAGAAUCAUGGGCAAGAGGUCAGGUGCACAGCCAGCACACCAGAGUCGGAGGAGCCAUUUCCAGGAAGGACGGUUAGUCUAAAUGUUUUGGUCUUGCCCAAGAGGGUUUUCCUAUUUGAUGCUUCGGGAACCCUCUCUUCCGCUAACACUGCAUACCUCAUAGCUGGAGUGGAUCAUUGGUUCGCGUGCAUAGUACAGGAUAUCAACCCAGGAGCAUGGUUCAUAUGGACACUGGGCGAUCAGGAGCUUAACUCGAACAAGGUCCAUGAAGUUGUGGAUACCAACGGGCUGAUCAACAGUACAGGCGUCCUCACAAUUUUACCCACGGUGGUAAAGCACAGAGAGGUUUUACGGUGCCGUGCCAUAAACAGGGAAGGUCACAUGGGUAGUAGCGCAAGCGUGGUAUUGGAUGUAAAGGCCCGACAGAAGUCUGAGAAUACUUUAAGUGCAGACGUUCAAUCGAUCAAAUCCGGUCUAAUCGUUGGCAUUGUAAUCGUUGGGGUUGCAACUGUCGUCAGCAUCGUUAUUAUAGCUAGAUGCAUAUACAUCCGAAAUUCAGCAGCCAACCUUACGCAGGGACGCAAGGACGCAACACCUGAAGUAUCUGUUGAGGAUGAAGAAGAAAAAGAUAUCCCGACAGAAGGGAGUGGAAAAGCUGAAAUUCCUAUGCAAGUGAUGACCUCUGAUGAAGGGAUAGAGCCAAGUGGUUGGAUUGAGUGAAGCCUUUUCCUGUGCUCUGUCGAUGAGUUGUUUUAUGAAUUGAAUUCUCAUUUUACCCUCAUUUGUACCGUGAUUCUCGUAUCCAGUGGUUUGUAUAUAUUUAGCCAUGUUUACUGUUGGGGCUGGACCUUAACUGUACUCAGACGGAAGGCAUCAGAUUCCAUUUUAUGUCCUAUUGCAGAACCAUGUAUUUUAAAAGCAAGGCAGUUGUUCCUGUGUUAAAUUCACGUAAUGCAAUACGUUACGCGAAUCAUACAAAUGCGUUUUAGAAAGAAUCCAUUGCACACUGCACAUAAAAUGAUAGUGGUACAAUGAACUGAUGAAAGUAUGAUAAAUAACGGUAAAAGAAUGAUAAAUUCUAUCCUUUUUCAUUAUUAUGUAUACAUUAUCUCGGGUCAGGAAAGUCCUAUGAGAUUUGCCAUUCGAAGUUUCGUCUUAGCUAUACUGUCAGCAACUUUGAACUCAACACAAGCAACUACGUAUAUAUUAGAAUCCUCCGUGUUUUCAUCUUAGGAUAAAUCAAAGAUCCUAAAAGAUAUACAAAUAUAUGACCAGAUCAUCUUACAGAGUAAAUUUGAAAGCCAUAUUGUCACUUUUCAAUGUGCAUUCGAAAGAACAAAGUAGUAUUUAUUUCAUUUGUCAAUUUGGUUUUGAGCGCCCAUGGACUAACAUUGUGCUAGGUUGUUAUAAGAGGCCUUACACUCAAACGCACCUCUUACUGACAACUUUCAACUUAAUUUGUUAAGUCACACAUUGUCGUUAAUUGGUCAACGUUAUGAAUACUGUAAAACCCUUUUACCAUAUAAUUAUGUACAUGUAAUAUCUGUUUGUAAUGUAGAAUAGGCUUUGUAAAGACCAGUUUUCCUUAUAAAUAUAGAAAAUGCCAAACCACGUGGAAAUGCAAUUAGGCAGUUUCCAAAGAUGUUAACUGCAUGUGAUAUGCCACAGUGCUCCAAAGAUCUUUAAAGGGACCACGAGGUGUUGCACUAUUACUUUUUGCAACUGUAUACUCUUCUCUUAUAAUCAAUGUAUGAAAACUAUUACGUCACGCAUUCCAUUUGCUACUGUAUCGAAGGCAGACUGAGACUAGAUUGUAGAUCUAAAUGUGCCCAUCACAGUUGAAAUAGUUGUUAAUCUGUCAUCAAAUAGUCCAUGAAAAUUACGUAUUUCUAUUCAAAAAUGCAUGCUAAGCUGUUACAAGACAGUCUUGAGUAAUACUUAUUUUGUAUUUAGUUGAAUUUGACCCGAUUAUAAAGAGCAACAAAAUGUCCUGGGUAAAAAACAAAUUAUGAUAAAACAGUAAGUUCGAAUUUACUUGAUGCAAAACCAGUUGUGAAAAUACUCGGAAUAAAUAUUGCAUUUGAACCUUU